GAAUACUGUACUAGAGAAGACGUUGGACAGUUUUGAACAACAUCAUGAGUUCAGUCACAAAUUCUGCUUAUACUGAAACAACUGAUUAUGACUAUGAGAACAAUUAUACAAAUCAUUCACCGGAAAGUCCAGUACCUACACCAGAGUCUCCAGCACUUUGCACGGAUGUGGUGUGUGUUUUACUAGCAACACUAAAUGUGAUUAUUAUGGUUCUUGGACUCACUGGAAAUGGUUUGGUGAUCUGGAUUGCAGGGUUUAAGAUUAAGAAAACAGUCAACACUGUCUGGUACCUCAGCCUCGCUGUGUCCGACUUCCUCUUCUGUGUCUUUCUGCCCUUACACAUUGUCUAUACUGUUAAAAAUGAGUGGGUCUUUGAGCUGUUCAUGUGCAAGUUUGCGUCAUUUAUCAUGAUCCUUAACAUGUUCAGCAGCAUCUUCCUCCUCGUCAUCAUCAGUGUGGAUCGCUGUGUUGUGGUGAUGUUUCCUGUUUGGGCACAAAACAAGCGCAGCAUACGCAGGGCCUUGGUGAUUGUUCUACUAGCCUGGAUCAUGUCAGCAUUGCUCAGCUUACCAGCAGCUAUUUUCAGAGAUCUAGAGCACUAUGACUCAAAACAGGUCUGUUACUACAACUACACGCUUAAUGAAGAACACGUUGCUGUCGUAGUGUGCAAAUUCAUUUUUGGAUUUGUGAUCCCCUUACUGAUCAUCAUGUUUUGUUAUUUCAUGAUCAUAAGAAAGCUAAAAUCUAACCAUAUGGCGAGGUCCAAUAAGCCAUUUAGGGUGAUGACAGCACUGAUAGUUGCUUUUUUCAUUAGCUGGCUGCCUUAUCACAUUUUUAACUUAUUGGAAACAGACCUAAAAUAUGAAAGUGUCAUCCCUACCGGACAAAGAUUUGGAAUCGCACUUGCAAGCACCAACAGCUGCAUGAACCCUUUUCUUUAUGCUUUCAUGGGAAAGGACUUCGAGAGGAAAUGCUAUGCACUUCUGUCAAAGAUUGAGAGCACAUUCGAGGAGGAAGCACGGAGUACUCUCAGAGGGACGUCUAUUACUACCUCAGGAGACGGCAAACUUUCAACGACUGUUUAAAGAGAUCGAGCCUUGCAAGCAAUAGUGUAUAUCUGCUAUAAAAAGUAGAAAAAUGUUCCAUAAAAUUUAAUGUAACCAUAAAUGGAUGUGAAAUUUGCAAUAUGCAGUAUGUUGUACACUAUGCACAAUCAUUAACAAUUUUCUCUGCUACAGGAACCAUCCCAUCAGUAAUAAUUUUCUCUUAACAAUAUGCUCCUGAAAGCUUGAUUCAUUACUUAAUAUUAUAAGGUUUAGGUGUUACUGGUUUGUAUUUUAAAGUACUUAUGUAAUCUCAGACUGAAAAUGUUGCCUGCAAAUGUAUGUAAUUAUUUUUAAUAACCACUCUGCACCUUCUGUUAAUACAUUUUUGCA
Clarias gariepinus (North African catfish) is the source of this 1436-nucleotide messenger RNA. Its product is annotated as chemerin-like receptor 1. Gene Ontology annotation, biological process: regulation of calcium-mediated signaling; positive regulation of macrophage chemotaxis; chemotaxis. The transcript is spliced from 2 exons. The record is from RefSeq and is a predicted model, not a curated record. Gene Ontology annotation, cellular component: plasma membrane. NCBI's taxonomy places the organism in Eukaryota, Metazoa, Chordata, Actinopteri, Siluriformes, Clariidae. The coding region runs from base 45 to 1085 and encodes 346 amino acids. Gene Ontology annotation, molecular function: complement receptor activity; G protein-coupled receptor activity.